Messenger RNA from Nelumbo nucifera (sacred lotus), 3520 nucleotides. RefSeq names its product valyl-tRNA synthetase / valine-tRNA ligase (VALRS) (gene TWN2). Gene Ontology annotation, molecular function: aminoacyl-tRNA deacylase activity; valine-tRNA ligase activity; ATP binding. Gene Ontology annotation, cellular component: cytosol. NCBI's taxonomy places the organism in Eukaryota, Viridiplantae, Streptophyta, Magnoliopsida, Proteales, Nelumbonaceae. The record is from RefSeq and is a predicted model, not a curated record. Gene Ontology annotation, biological process: valyl-tRNA aminoacylation.
UUAGAGUACUCAGACAUAAAACCACAAAACUGAGUCGGACGUUAAAGCAGAAGAAUUUUUUUUUUACGUUCUACUGUUGCUGUUCACUUGUUCUUCCCAAAACCUGAUCGAGCUCGCUUUGGUGUUUGUUUCCCGACUUCUUUCCAUUUAUUGCAGAUUUUUAUUGUGUCGACUCUGUGACUGGUUCUGGCUCGAGACGAGAACAUGGUGGAACCAGGGGCCGAAGACCUUGAAAGAAAGAAAAAGAAGGAAGAGAAGGCAAAAGAGAAAGAAUUGAAAAAACUAAAGGCUGCACAGAAAGCAGAAGCAGCUAAACUUCAGGCACAAAAGUCAUCCAGUGCCCCAAAAAAGAGCGAACGGAGAAAUCCAAAGAGAGAUACAGGGGAAGAGAACCCUGAGGAUUAUUUUGAUCCAGAGACUCCCAUUGGUGAGAAGAAGAGACUUUCUCGUCAAAUGGCAAAACAAUACAGUCCAGCUGCAGUAGAGAAAUCAUGGUAUGCAUGGUGGGAAAAAUCAGACUUCUUUGUAGCAGAUGCAAGCAGCUCCAAACCUGCAUUUGUGAUUGUUUUACCACCUCCUAAUGUAACUGGGGCCCUACAUAUUGGUCAUGCUCUUACUGCUGCAAUACAGGAUACAAUUAUCCGUUGGCGUAGAAUGUCAGGUUACAAUGCUUUGUGGGUGCCAGGAAUGGAUCAUGCUGGGAUAGCAACACAGGUUGUUGUGGAGAAAAAGAUAAUGCGUGAGCGUAAUUUAACAAGACAUGAUAUUGGUCGGGAAAGAUUUGUAUCCGAAGUCUGGAGAUGGAAGGAUGAAUAUGGGGGAACCAUUUUAAAUCAGGAACGUCGGUUGGGUGCCUCUCUUGAUUGGUCUCGUGAGUGCUUCACAAUGGAUGAGAAAAGAUCAAAGGCAGUUACAGAGGCUUUUGUUCGUCUUUAUAGAGAAGCUCUUAUCUACAGGGAUCAUCGGCUAGUGAACUGGGAUUGCAUCUUGCGAACAGCCAUAUCUGAUAUUGAGGUGGACUAUAGGGACAUCAAAGAAAGAACUCUGUUAAAAGUUCCUGGGUAUGAAGAUCCAGUGGAAUUUGGUGUUCUGACAUCUUUUGCUUACCCUCUAGAGGGAGGGCUGGGUGAUAUUGUUGUUGCUACAACCAGAGUGGAAACAAUGCUUGGUGAUACUGCAAUUGCUAUACAUCCUGAGGACAAGCGGUACAGUCAUUUACAUGGGAAGUUUGCAAUUCACCCAUUUAAUGGACGAAAGCUCCCUAUAAUUUGUGAUGCCAUACUUGUUGAUCCAGAAUUUGGUACUGGUGCUGUUAAGAUCACCCCAGCACAUGACCCAAAUGAUUUUGAGGUUGGAAAGCGACAUAAUCUUGAAUUCAUCAACAUUUUCACUGAUGAUGGGAAAAUAAAUAGUAAUGGUGGUUCGGAAUUUGAAGGGAUGCCACGGUUUAAAGCACGUACAGCUGUAAUUGAAGCAUUACAGAAGAAGGGACUCUACCGGGGUGCUCAAAAUAAUGAGAUGCGCCUGGGCCUUUGUUCGAGAAGCAAUGAUGUUGUAGAACCAAUGAUAAAACCACAGUGGUUUGUCAAUUGUAACAGUAUGGCAAAAGAGGCUCUUGAUGCUGUUAUGGAUGAUGGAAAUAGAAAGGUGGAAAUCAUUCCAAAACAGUAUGCUGCUGAAUGGAGGAGAUGGUUGGAGAACAUUCGGGAUUGGUGCAUCUCAAGGCAACUUUGGUGGGGCCACCGCAUUCCAGCUUGGUAUGUUUUGCUUGAUGAUGACCAACUGAAGGAGUUUGGUGCUUACAAUGAUCACUGGGUUGUUGCAAGAAAUGAGGAAGAAGCUCUGUUAGAGGCAAACAAAAUAUUUUCUGGCAAAAAGUUUCAGAUGACUCAAGAUCCAGAUGUACUAGAUACUUGGUUUUCUUCUGGUCUCUUUCCAUUAUCUGUGCUGGGCUGGCCAGAUGAAACGGAAGAUUUGAAGACAUUUUAUCCAACUUCAGUUCUUGAAACUGGACAUGACAUAUUAUUUUUUUGGGUUGCUCGGAUGGUGAUGCUGGGAAUGAAACUUGGAGGUGAUGUACCUUUUAGAAAGGUUUACUUGCACCCAAUGAUUCGUGAUGCACAUGGCCGUAAAAUGUCAAAAUCCCUGGGAAAUGUUAUUGAUCCACUUGAAGUAAUAAAUGGAAUAUCACUGAAAGGCCUCCAUAAGAGGCUGGAGGAGGGUAACCUUGAUCCAAAUGAGCUGGCUAUUGCCAAAGAAGGGCAAGAGAAAGACUUUCCAGAUGGUAUUGCUGAGUGUGGUGCGGAUGCUCUCCGCUUUGCUCUUGUCUCAUAUACUGCACAGUCUGACAAGAUAAAUUUGGAUAUCCAAAGAGUUGUUAGCUACCGCCAGUGGUGCAAUAAGCUGUGGAAUGCUAUCCGUUUUGCCAUGGGAAAACUUGGAGAGGAUUAUGUACCUCCCAUUAGUCUAUCUCUUGAAUCCAUGCCAUUCAGCUGCAAGUGGAUACUUUCAGUUUUGAACAGUGCCAUAUCCAAAACUGUAUCAUCCCUUAAUUCAUAUGAGUUCUCAGAUGCAGCUACUGCCAUAUAUUCAUGGUGGCAGUACCAGUUAUGUGAUGUUUUUAUUGAAACCAUUAAACCCUAUUUUUCUGGUGCUGAUACAAAGUUCGACUCUGAAAGGAUUGCUGCACGAUAUACUUUGUGGGUUUGCCUGGACAAUGGUUUGCGUUUGCUCCACCCAUUUAUGCCCUUUGUUACAGAAGAACUGUGGCAACGCCUUCCUCAAGCAACAGGGGUUACCAAGAAAGAAUCUGUCAUGAUAUCCGAGUAUCCAUCAGUUGUUAAGGAAUGGACAAAUGAAAGAAUAGAACAAGAGGUGGAUCUAAUUGUGUCAAUUGUGAAAUCUCAUAGAUCACUCCGGUCGUCAUUGCCUUCAAAUCAAAGACUUGGAAGACAACCGGCAUUAGUGCUUUGCUUGAAGGAUGAAGUUAAGGAGAUCAUUGAAGCUUACAAGCAGGAUAUUAUAACACUUGCGAAUUUGUCAUCUUUGAAGGUUCUAAGAGAGCAUGAUGCCAUGCUGGAUGAAUGUGCAGUUUCCAUUGUAAAUGAAAACCUUUCUGUCCACCUCCCAUUACAAGGAACUCUUAAUGCAGAAGUUGAACAUGAAAAGCUAAAGAAAAAGAGAGAAGAGUUACUAAAGCAGCAGGAAAAUUUAAUGCAGAUGAUGAAUAGUUCUGGUUACAAGGAGAAGGUACCAGUCCACAUUCAAGAAGACAAUGUGGCAAAGCUUAAAAAGCUGAUGGAAGAACUUGACAUAGUUGAAAAAGCAGAUCGUAGGUUGGGUCGUGAAAAUGCAAAUGGCAUUGAAGAAAACAAGGAUAGUCUUUUCUCCAGCUGAUAAAUAGAAAAUAGCACCAGAAAAGGAUGUUUUUAAGAAUACUGUGGCAGGCUGACAAAUUGUGUUUUUUUUUCAUGAACUUGUGCAAUUUAUUCAAGAGCUGGACUCUGGUGGUAUUAUUGUA